This is a messenger RNA of Sphaeroforma arctica JP610, 572 nucleotides long. RefSeq lists its product as hypothetical. The transcript has a single exon. The record is from RefSeq and is a predicted model, not a curated record. NCBI's taxonomy places the organism in Eukaryota, Ichthyosporea, Ichthyophonida. The coding region runs from base 1 to 564 and encodes 187 amino acids.
AUGCAGUACCUGAUAGAGCAAGGGCUCUCUGUGGCGGAGACGGAGUGGGUCGCCGAGAACAUGAACGUGCUGCUGGAGGUGCAGGCGGUGUUUGGGUGGCCGACGUCACACCCCGCGGGGCUGCCCAUGUCCAUCACGGACCUGCUGCACGACCCGCACUACGACAUGCACUGUGUGACACCGCACACGGACUACUUUGCCCGGUUCGUGGCCCUGGCGACCCGGACGGCGUACACGAAGCUGGCGUACGACCUGCACCAAAAGUACGCGCACGUGCAGCGGGUGACGGAGAAGCAGCGGGUGAGGUUUGCGCUGUUCUUGCAAAAGUAUGGUGGCCGCGAGUUCCUGGCCCGGGUGCGGCGGCUGUCGUCGUACCCGCUGACGACCAGCAACACGCCGCUCUUUAGUGCGUUUGUGCUGUCCUGCAGCGUGGUCUACGGGCUCUCGCAGGGCAUGGACGUGUACGAGACUGAGCUGGCGAUUCAGGAGAUGCUGGGCUGGGAGGCGGACUCGGAGGCGGACUCGGAGGACACUGACUCGGACGCAGAUGGAUAUAUGGAGUAGGACAUGGG